AUGGAGUCCUACAAGGACAGAGGGGAGUCUGAGAGGGAGUCCCGAGAGGACAACCGGAGGAGGUCUAGGAAGGACACUGAGGAGUCGGAGAAGGAGCAGACCGAGGGGGUCCGAACGAAGGACACCGGAGGGGGGUCCGACACGAAGGACACCUGGGGGGUCCGAGAAGGAUAUCCGCGCUACGAGGGUCGCGAGGAGUACCGAGGGGUCGAGAAAAAAAGGCGAGGGCCCGAGAAGGACAGCGAGGAGUCCCAGAAGGAAACCGAGGAUUCCGAGAAGAAAAGCAGGGGACCCAAGAAGGACAGCGAGGGGCCCGAGAAGGACAGCGGGGAGUACGAGAAGGACACCGCGGGGUCCGAGAAGGUCACCGUGGGGUCCGAGAAAAACAGCGAGGGGCCCGAGAAGGACACCCAGGGUCCUAGAAGGACAGACACCGGGGGGUCCCAGAAGGACACAAAGGGGUCCGAGAAGGACACCGAGGGGCCCGAAAAGGACAUCGAGGGGCCCGAGAAGGACAGCGAGGGGCCCGAGAAGGACAUCGAGGGCCCGAGAGGACAUCCCGAGAAGGACAUCGAGGGGCCGAAGGACAUCCCGAGAAGGACAUCGAGGCCCGAGAAGACAUCGAGGAAUGACACCGAGGGGUCCAAGAAGGACACCGAGGGGUUCGAGAAGGACACCGAGGGGCCCGAGAAGGACAUCGAGGGGCCCGAGAAGGACAUCGAGGGGCCCGAGAAGGACAUCGAGGGGCCCGAGAAUCGAGGGCCGAGAAGGACAUCGAGGGGCCGAGAAGGAAGGGUCCGAGAAGACCGAGAGUCCGAGAAGGAAACCGAUGAGUCCUAG
Messenger RNA from Penaeus vannamei (Pacific white shrimp), 840 nucleotides. The record is from RefSeq and is a predicted model, not a curated record. NCBI's taxonomy places the organism in Eukaryota, Metazoa, Arthropoda, Malacostraca, Decapoda, Penaeidae.